Paramecium pentaurelia is the source of this 2029-nucleotide messenger RNA. NCBI's taxonomy places the organism in Eukaryota, Ciliophora, Oligohymenophorea, Peniculida, Parameciidae. The record is from the annotation of a GenBank genome assembly.
AUGAACUAGGAUAACAUUUUUGGAAAUAAUUAGAUAAUCAAAAAACCAAAAUGUAGAAAUAAUUUUAAUUUAGUUAAUGAAUAAAGCUUAUAGAGUAGAAAUAUUGAUGGAUAUUCAUAUUGUAGUUCAUAUUAUGAGAAAAUAAACUUCUAGAUUUAAUUCGAUCAAUAAGAUAGUAUUUCAUAUAUUAAAGAUGGUUAAAUCUUGUUAAAGUAAAACUUUUUAACUAAAUUCUUAGAUAUUAGAUAAAUGAAGACUUUUCAGAUGAUUCAAUCAUAAAUAACUUUGAUUUUCUGUAAUAUUUAAUAUGGGAUGGUUAAUAUUAUAAAAAAUAAAAAAUUGGCAAGUGGACUGCAUAUUGGAAGGGUAAUAAAUUAGAUGCUGGAGGCUACUAUAAUGAGGAUGGCUAAAAAAUAGGUAUAUGGAUAGAACCUGUCAAUAUAUUUAGGGAGUAUUUAUAAAUAUUUAAUUUCUAGUUAUAUUUUUGUUAACUUUGUUGGGGAAUACUAAUAAGGGAUACGAGUAGGAAAUUGGGAGUAUUUUUUAAAUUACUUCAAUUAUAAUAUUAAAAAAAUUGUUCUCCAUUGCAGAGGUUAAUUUAAUGAGUCUGGAAUCAAAUAAGGCAAAUGGAUCGAAAAAAGUUAGGGUAUUUCAGAGUAUUAUAAUUAUAUAAAUAAUAGUUAAUCUGAAAUAAUAAAUUAUGGAGAAUAUAAAAAUGGAAGAAAAAUUGGAAUAUGGGACACAUUCAGCAAUAAAAAGCUCAUGUAAUCAUGAAUAUAUAUUUAAUAUCAGUUUUAGUGGAUCUUAUGAUAUGAAUGGAAAAAAGAAUGGGUAAUGGUAGGAUUUGCAUUAAUUCUUCGAUAAGUUAUUUAAAUAAAAUAUUUUUAGAGAAUCCAACAUCUAUUAUAAAGGAAAAUAUAAAGAAAAUGUAAAAUAUGGUUAUUGGGAUAUUGAAUUACCUAAUUAUAAUUUUAUUGAAGAAUAUGAAGGAAAGAAAACUAAGUUUAGAAUAAAUUAUUAUUAUAGUUUAGGAGGUAUAUAUGAUAAAAACGGCGUUAAAAAUGGAAAAUGGGGUGAAAUUCAUUAAAAAUAUAUGUAAUCUUUAAAUUUAUAAUAGACCAUGUCAAGUAAUAUAUAUUGGAAAAUAUAAAAAAGGACUUAAAGUUGGAAAAUGGAAUAUAGUUAAUGAAAAUGAAAAUGUUAUGUAUAAUAUUAGUAAAAUAGAUAGAGGAAGUGGAAAAUUUAAUAAAAAUGGUUAUAAAGUAGGUUAUUGGAGAGAAAUAUAUUAUGCUAAUGUUAUUAUAAUGUAUGAAGGAAAAUAUAGAAGUGGAAAAAGAUUUGGAAGAUGGAAUAUUUUAAAUGACAAUGAGAUUAUGUAAUUAUACCUCAUGAACUAAUUUAGUGGAGGUGGUGAAUAUGAUGAUAAUGAAAUGAAAUAAGGAUACUGGAAAGAGUUUCAUGAAUAUUUUUAUGAGUAAAUUUAUUCAUAGCUUAAUUUAUUAGUAAUUAUGACAUAAUUUGUAAAGGGCAAUACCUGAAUAAUAAAAGAAUCGGAAAAUGGAAAUGUAAUUGUACAAUUUCAUUUAUAAUGUUUACGAAAGUCAAAAAAAUGUAAUUAAAAAAGUUUUAUUUAUAGAGAAUGUGGUGAAUUUGACAAAAAUGGAUUAAAAAAUGGAUAUUGGAUUGAUAUAAGUAAUGAUUUCUGGAUGUAAAUAUGUUCAUUAUUUAAGUCUUCAUAAAAUAAUAUUUUGUGGAACUUAUAAAGAUGGAUUUAGAAUAGGUACUUGGGAAAUUCAUUAAUAUAACAAAUCUAAAUAAGAAUUUGAGAAAAAGUAUUAAAAUAUAAAAUUAAUUAAAAGAGGAGGAGGAGAUUACGAUGAGAAUGGAAGAAAAGAUGGAACAUGGAUAGAUGCCAUCAUUAAUAUGUGCAAGUUAAAGAAUUUAUUCUAUUUAUAGUUCUAAUCUGAUAUUCAUUUAAGGAGAGUAUAUAAAUGGAAAGAAGAAUGGAGAAUUCAUAUAAAUUUUUUGA